AAAAAAAAAGCAGCAACGGGAGCAGCAGUGCAAACGUAUAAUGCGGCGUGGCUUCUUUUUUUUAAAUGUGCCUUACCCAGAAAGGUGAAGGCGCACCGAACAGGCUACCCCCUCCCAUGAGGGGUUUAUCCGCAUAUGGAUUGUAUUGCAAUGCAUUGUAUGCGUAGCAAAAUGCCGCGCGGCAGUUUCAAAAAAAGAUUUUCACAAUACGCACAGCAUACAAAUAUAUGGUGGGAAAAAUGCAUUUUUUUAACCGAACAGUAUACGUGCAUAUGUAACUGUAACGCGCGCAACAGCUGUUGACGCAGGGAGGCAUUUCACCAUAUACAUAAAUAUGCAUAAAUAUGCAUAUAUAUACAUAUACAUACGUAUGUAUUAUACCCACCUUGGCAGUGCCAACAGGCGGCGCAAAAAAUAAACAAAAAAGUUUCCCCCGUUUUAUUUGCGCAAAAAGCAGAAUAAAAAAAGAGCAAAAAAAAAAAAUAAUAGUAAAGAAAUAAAAAAAAAAAAAAGAUAAAAAAAAGGAUUUUUUUUUUAAUUUAAAAAGCCAAACAACACUCCGCAUGGCAGAGCAAGCCAUUUCUCAUGUCAGCGCUCGUCGAAAGGUGAAAAGUGAAAAGUAAAAGCGAUAAGCAGAUUGCGGCCAAAAGAACGUUUGCCUAGGGGCCACGCGCAAUUCUGUAUACAUAUACGUUCAUACAUACGCUUGUACAUAUACGUAGCACAGCAAACGCGCAAUAAUAUAUGCCAUACGCGUAGUUGGUACCCGCGGCGCAGCUGGCCCCCGCUUGGCGUUUAGCAGAUUCGCUUCGUAUUUUGCGAGCCGCGAAACCGACCAAGUGGGAUCCCCCCAAAGUUAUCCCCACUCGCAGAUUGUACCCAGAAGAGGUGAAAGAUUAAAAAAAAAAAAAAAAAAAAAAAAGAGAAUAUCAAAAUGGGAGCAUACAAGUAUAUUCAAGAAAUAUGGAAGAAAAAGCAGUCGGAUGCGAUGCAUUUCUUGCUCCGUGUUAGAACAUGGGAGUACAGGCAACUGCCAGUAGUGCACCGAGUGUCGAGACCGAGCAGGCCCGACAAAGCCAGGCGACUAGGCUAUAAGGCACUCCAGGGAUUCGUCAUAUACCGAGUGAGAGUCAGAAGAGGAGACAGGAAAAAGAGAGUGAGAAAGGGAGUAGUGCACGGAAAGCCAAAGCAUCAAGGUGUUCAUAAGCAGAAGUCUACCAGAAACUUAAAAAGUGUUGCAGAGGGAAAGGUAGGAAAAAGCAUCUGUGGAAACCUGAGGGUUCUAAAUAGCUACUGGGUUGGACAGGACGCUGUGUAUAAAUAUUAUGAGGUUAUUCUGGUUGACCCUAUGCAUAAUGCUGUGCGAAACAACCCCAAAAUCAAUUGGAUUUGUAACCCAGUACAUAAGCAUAGAGAAUUGAGAGGACUGACGUCUGCUGGUAAGAAGUACAGAGGACUCCGUGUAAAGGGACACCUGUCAGCCAAGAGCAGACCUUCCAUCAGGGCCAACUGGAAGAGAAGGCAGUUAAUUAAAUUGAGAAAAUGUAGAUGAUCGCUCGGUAUGUAGGUGCCUAUGUGAGGGGUGGAAAUGCAGCGGGUGCGAGGCGUAAAAGAAUGGGGGAGCAGUGAGGAAGGGAAAGAAACCGAAACGAGACCAGCCCGAAAGGUACCCAGAACAGAUGCGUGGCGAAAGUGCCAACGGCGAUUGUAAGAAAAAACUCCCACCCGCAUUCCCUAUCUUUAAUUAAAAGUUUUUUCAAAUUUUUUUUCCAUGCGAGAAGAUGGCCCGUUUCGGUAAGCCGACUGACCCCUGCACGCGCGGACAUGCGCGCUGUGUUUGUGCAAAUAUAUGCGCAUGCAUAAGCACACAGACCAGUGCAUGUACGUAUGUAUCUACCUAUGUGUGUAAAGACCACCCCGGCUGUGUAAACCCCCCCCUUGCGUACACCUGUGCGCUGCGUUUCAGAGGGGCCACCUCCUUUUUGUUACGUGUACGCAUGCCUUGCCUGAACAGAGACCUUCGCCACUGCCCCCGCUCGAAAAAUAAAAAAACGAUUUUUUAAAAACACCA
Messenger RNA from Plasmodium vivax (malaria parasite P. vivax), 2071 nucleotides. Its product is annotated as 60S ribosomal protein L15-1, putative. Gene Ontology annotation, biological process: cytoplasmic translation. Gene Ontology annotation, cellular component: cytosolic large ribosomal subunit; ribosome. The coding region runs from base 935 to 1552 and encodes 205 amino acids. Gene Ontology annotation, molecular function: RNA binding; structural constituent of ribosome. The record is from RefSeq and is a predicted model, not a curated record. NCBI's taxonomy places the organism in Eukaryota, Apicomplexa, Aconoidasida, Haemosporida, Plasmodiidae. The transcript is spliced from 2 exons.